Molecule: messenger RNA, 752 nt
Organism: Momordica charantia (bitter melon)
Lineage: Eukaryota; Viridiplantae; Streptophyta; Magnoliopsida; Cucurbitales; Cucurbitaceae
Gene: TRX1
Product: thioredoxin H-type 1
Source: RefSeq, a predicted model, not a curated record
UUGUCGGUUUUAGAGAUUCGUAUAGUCGAGAGGGAAAAAAAAAUAGAUAAUGGCAGCAUCAGAAGGAAGAGUCAUCCGCUGUAACACAGUCGAUGCAUGGAACCAGCAAAUUCAGAAGGGCAAUGGUUCUCAGGAACUGAUAGUUGUGGAUUUUACUGCAUCAUGGUGCGGACCAUGUCGGUUCAUUGGACCUUUUCUAGACGAGCUUGCUCAUAAAUGUCCCAGCGUCACAUUUCUCAAGGUGGAUGUGGAUGAUCUGGAGUCGGUAGCUAAAGAUUGGGGGGUGGAGGCAAUGCCUACUUUCAUGUUCCUGAAAGAGGGAAGAAUUGUGGACAAGGUGGUGGGAGCUAAGAAGGAAGAACUGCAGCAGACUGUAUUCAAGCACAUGGCGGCUACUGCUUCGGUUUGAUGAUAUUCAUAGAACAUAAAGAACUUAAAUUACACUAUGAAACCGCUAUAAUUUUCUAUACUUCUUUUAUCAACUCCUAUCUGCUCGCUUUGUUGUUAGAACAUGGUAUUGGUAGUAUAUUCUCCCUUUUGAAGUGGUUUUUAUUUUUAUUGUUUGUCUUUUCUUCUUUCUGUAAGUUUAGAAAAACAUUGGUAAUGCUUCAUUUGUAUAACUGAGGACCUCAUAUUCAAUGAGCUAGCUAUGUUUGAACUCGUGAACACCAAUUUCUCCAUGAAGCUGAAAGAAAAAAGCCCAUUUCUGUAGGAGAAAGGUUUGUUUAAUAUAUGUUAUGGAUUGCUCUGAA